AUGGGUGUCACAAUUGUUCUGGGUAGUCAGUGGGGUGAUGAAGGAAAGGGGAAGAUUACCGAUAUGCUUGCGCAGCAGGCUACACUUUGCUGCCGUGCCGCUGGCGGCCACAAUGCCGGUCACACCAUUGUUCACGGUGACAAGACCUACGACUUCCACAUCCUUCCCUCCGGUCUCGUCUCCCCCUCCUGUGUCAACCUGAUUGGCGCCGGUACCGUGGUGCACGUCCCUAGUUUCUUCAAGGAGUUGGCUUCUCUGGAGGACAAGGGUCUGGAGGGCGCUGGAAAGCGCAUCUUCAUCUCCGACCGUGCUCACGUUUGCUUCGACCUUCACUCCGUCGUGGAUGGCCUGGAAGAGGCCAAGCUGGGCGGUCGCAAGGUCGGUACUACCGGCAAGGGUAUCGGGCCCUGCUACAGUGACAAGGCCGCUCGUCGCGGUGUCCGUGUUGGUGAGAUUCUCGAUGAGGCUCUCUUCGAGCGUAAACUGCGCUCUUUGGACGCCGGUUACCGCGCUAGAUUCGGCGAGCUGGAGUACAACGUUGAGGAGGAACUUGCUCGUUUCAAGGAAUACCGUAAACGCUUGGGCCCUUACAUCGUCGACCAAUUGGCCUUCCUUCAGAAGUACAAGGACGCCCCCAACACCCUCGUCGAGGGCGCCAACGCUCUCAUGCUGGACCUGGACCACGGCACUUACCCCUUCGUGACCUCCUCGUCCACCGGUUUGGGCGGUGCCGUCCAGGCCCUCUCCCUCAACCCCACCAGCAUCAGCUCCAUCAUCGGUGUCGUUAAGGCCUACACUACCCGUGUCGGCUCGGGUCCUUUCCCCAGUGAGCAGCUGAACGACGCUGGCGACAAGCUGCAGGGCGUGGGUAAGGAGUUCGGUGUCACCACCGGCCGCAGACGUCGUUGCGGUUGGUUCGACAUGGUCCUGUGCCGCUACUCCCAGGCUAUCAACCACUACACGGCCCUUAACCUGACCAAGCUGGACGUGCUCGAUGACUUUGACGAGAUCAAGGUCGGUGUCGCUUACAUUCUGCCCGACGGCACCCGCACGGAGAACACGAUGCCGGCCGAUCCGGAAGUCCUGGAGAAGGUCCAGGUCGAGUAUGUUACCCUCCCCGGCUGGAAGAGUAACACCAUGGGUGUCAAGAAGUACGAGGACCUGCCUGCCAAUGCUCGCGCGUAUAUUGAGUACAUUGAGCGCGGGUUGGGUGGUGUUCCGGUCAAGUGGAUCGGUACUGGUCCUGCUCGUGACCACAUGAUCUGCCGCGAGUAA
Aspergillus niger is the source of this 1275-nucleotide messenger RNA. RefSeq lists its product as uncharacterized. Gene Ontology annotation, molecular function: GTP binding; adenylosuccinate synthase activity. Gene Ontology annotation, cellular component: cytoplasm. Lineage: Eukaryota; Fungi; Ascomycota; Eurotiomycetes; Eurotiales; Aspergillaceae. The transcript is spliced from 4 exons. Gene Ontology annotation, biological process: IMP metabolic process; 'de novo' AMP biosynthetic process. Bases 1 to 1275 code for a protein of 424 amino acids. The record is from RefSeq and is a predicted model, not a curated record.